AUGGCCACCUCCAAUCUCUUCAAACCACUCAAGCUGGGCAACCUCGAGCUCCAGAACAGAGUCGUUAUGGCACCCCUCACCCGCCUCCGCGCCGCAGACGAGACCCACGUUCCUCUCCCCAUGGUUGCCGAAUACUAUGCCCAGCGUGCCUCGAUUCCAGGAACUCUCCUUAUCAGCGAAGCCACAUUCAUCGCCCCGCAAGCUGGUGGUAUGGCUAACGCCCCUGGAAUCUGGUCCGAAGCACAAAUUGCAAGUUGGAAGAACGUCACCGACGCGGUGCACAGAAAGAAGUCGUUCAUCUACCUGCAACUCUGGGCGCUGGGACGGGCGGCGUUUGCUGAUAACUUGAGGGAAGAGCUGGGCGAGAAAGGGGUCGUGAAGAGUGCCAGCGAUAUUACGUUUGAAGGUGGUGCUACACCUACGCCUUUGACGGAUGAGGAGAUCAAGGAAUAUGUUGGGCUGUACGCCCAGGCUGCGAAGAAUGCCAUCAAGGCCGGCUUUGAUGGUGUGGAGAUUCACAGCGCGAAUGGCUACUUGAUCGAUCAAUUCUUGCAAGAUACGUGCAACAAUCGAACCGAUGCUUGGGGUGGGAGCGUGGAGAAGCGAGCGAAAUUUGGUCUCGAGGUUGCGAAAGCCGUGGUUGAUGCUGUUGGUGCUGAGAAAACCGGCAUUAGGCUGAGCCCGUUCUCGCCAUUUCAAGGCAUGAAAAUGCACGAUCCGGUGCCACAAUUUGCGUAUUACGCGAACGAGCUGAAGAAGCUGAAGCUGGCCUACGUCCACCUUGUCGAGUCGCGGGUCUCAGGGAACGCUGAUGUGGAGAACACCGAAAAAGUCGACUUUCUAAUCGACAUCUGGGCGAACCAAAGUCCGGUCUUGAUUGCCGGUGGAUUCAAGCCUGAGUCUGCGAAGAGAGCUGUUGACGAGGAAUAUACGGGCAGUGAUAUCGUUGUGGUAUUUGGACGGUACUUCAUCUCCAAUCCCGAUCUGGUAUUCAGAUUGAAGCAAGGCAUUGCUUUCACACCAUAUGAUCGGAAAAAGUUCUAUAAUGCAAAGCAGGAGGACGGAUACAUUACUUGGCCAUUUAGUAAGGAGUUUGAGACGCAGGCCGGGAAGUUGUAG
Drepanopeziza brunnea f. sp. 'multigermtubi' MB_m1 is the source of this 1119-nucleotide messenger RNA. RefSeq lists its product as uncharacterized. Lineage: Eukaryota; Fungi; Ascomycota; Leotiomycetes; Helotiales; Drepanopezizaceae. Gene Ontology annotation, molecular function: FMN binding; NADPH dehydrogenase activity. The record is from RefSeq and is a predicted model, not a curated record.